This is a messenger RNA of Paraphaeosphaeria sporulosa, 2010 nucleotides long. Its product is annotated as amine oxidase-like protein. Bases 381 to 1949 code for a protein of 522 amino acids. The record is from RefSeq and is a predicted model, not a curated record. Gene Ontology annotation, molecular function: oxidoreductase activity. NCBI's taxonomy places the organism in Eukaryota, Fungi, Ascomycota, Dothideomycetes, Pleosporales, Didymosphaeriaceae. The transcript has 2 exons.
CGUAGCUUGUGUAGAAGGAGAAUCUGGACCCUUCCAAGGUUAAAAAGAGGACCCUUCGAAGAGAGCUAGCUUCUACUGCAGUCUCUCCGCGGAAUGCGCACAUCUACUGCAUGCACAGGUUACCUUCAGCGUUAAGCCACGAAUCCAACUAACACUGCCAAAAUGAUGGAAAAGCACGAGUCAGUUAGAAGAUGAAACGAAGCUCGAUUCAGAAGUCGAUGACCUCAACACUUUGCCCACGCAACUCAAGCCAACAUCCGUUUUUACCAAUCUUUAGCUCGACAAUCCAAGCGACGAUCAUUGCUCUAGCCUCACCUACGACGGUCGUGACCAUUUUUCCAAGCAGCGUAACGAGGAAACCCAUAUAGCCACUUCAAGACAUGGAACGCAAGCGCAUAGCCAUAGUCGGCAGCGGCAUUUCCGCCCUCUCCACCCUCUGGACACUGCGCAACACCCCCCACGACGUCACGCUCUUCGAAAAAGCAGACCGGCUAGGCGGCCACACCAACACCGCGACAUGGACGUCGCCGCUCAAUGCCUUGGAAACCACGCCGGUAGACACAGGCUUCAUUGUCCUCAACGUCGCCACGUAUCCCAACUUCAUCGCGUUCCUUAAAGAGCUGGGCGUCAAAACCAUCGCUUCAGAGAUGACCUUUGGCGUCUCGCGCGACAACGGCGCAUUCGAGUGGUCGGGGACGUCGCUGGGGGCGUUGUUCGCGCAGAGGGGCAACACGCUGCGACCGUCGUUCUGGCGUAUGAUCUUCGACAUCGUGCGCUUCAAUAUGUUUUCUUUGGAUUUGCUGUCUAGCCCUGCGGCGCCGUCAAACGACCUCACUAUCGGAGAGUAUCUGGAAAGAGAAGGGUAUUCUGAUGCGUUUCGGGACGAUUAUCUUAUUCCGAUGACGGCGUGCGUGUGGAGCACGGGUCCGGAUAAGUGUGCGUUGGAGUUUCCGGCGUUGACGCUUGUGAGGUUCAUGUGGAAUCAUCAUCUAUUGUCGACGGUGGCGGAGAGGCCGCCUUGGUUGACUGUUGAAGGAGGCUCGAAGAGAUACAUUGAUGCUGCAUUGAAAGAGUGCACGGGAGCGAAAAUCAAGUUGAGCACACCGGUGGAGUCACUAAAAAGAGUCAAUGGGCGUGUUGAGCUAGUGCUAGGCGGCAAAGGAGAGGGGAGAAAGGAGGUAUUCGACGAAGUUGUGCUGGCCUGCCACGGAGACCAGGCACGGUCAAUCGUGGGCGACGCAGCCACGCUCGAAGAAAGAGACAUUCUGGGCGCAUUCGAAACCACGCCGAACAUUGCAUAUCUCCAUUCCGACCUGUCCCUUAUGCCCAAGCGCCGCGAAGCCUGGGCAGCCUGGAACUACCUCACUCAUUCACAGCCCCCUUCUAAAUCUACCGACAGCUCCUCUGGCAACCUCCAGUCUGUCUGUCUGACCUACAACAUGAACAUCCUGCAGUCACUCCCGAAAUCCACAUUUGACGACGUUCUGGUCACUCUCAACCCAGCAACACCACCCUCGCCUGCCCUCACGCAAGCUACGUAUGAGUACAGACAUCCGCUCUAUAACUCUCGCAUGGUAGCUGCACAAGAACAUCUAGAGCAGAUACAAGGCAAGAGGGGCGUCUGGUAUGCGGGUGCAUGGACGGGGUAUGGUUUCCACGAAGAUGGAUUUUCUAGCGGGAUGAAAGUUGGGUUGAGAUUAGGUGGGAAUGUGCCGUGGGAGGCGAAAAAUGCCAAGUUUAGCAGAGGGACGGCCCCUGUUUUAGGAUGGAAAGACUUUGUCUUGCGCGCGGUUGUCAUGAUUUUGCAAUUAUACGUGUCUCUUAUAGACCUUGCGGUGGGUGGACGGGGGCGAACAUUGAGGCCACAAGCUGUGCUACAGCCGAUUGGAAACGGGGUGGCGAACGGGAAGAAGAAUAGAAUGGCGAAUGGAAAGAAGAAGGCAUGUUAAGUGGACAGCUGGCGAGGCCGGCGCACUACUUGAAGAGAACGGAUCCUUUUUGCUCUAUACC